Coffea arabica (coffee) is the source of this 1138-nucleotide messenger RNA. Its product is annotated as ubiquitin carboxyl-terminal hydrolase 3-like. Gene Ontology annotation, molecular function: cysteine-type deubiquitinase activity. Lineage: Eukaryota; Viridiplantae; Streptophyta; Magnoliopsida; Gentianales; Rubiaceae. Gene Ontology annotation, cellular component: cytoplasm. Gene Ontology annotation, biological process: protein deubiquitination; ubiquitin-dependent protein catabolic process. The record is from RefSeq and is a predicted model, not a curated record.
GUAAGAACUUGAGGUGCCAAUUGGUUACAUGGUACCAAGAGAAACCAAACUACUUUUGAAAGGAAUGGACUCAAGAAACCAAAGCUUCCUCUAGUUGGUGAUCCUUCAUCCGGUGAAGAAUUUGGGCAAAAAAAUGCAUCAUAUAUAGCUAUUUCAGCUCCAUCAACAUCACUACAGGAUGCCGAGUGCAGUUGUCCAUGACAUUAUUCUUCACUACAAAGAGAAGAAAAUUAGAAUUCCCAAUGUGGAUCCUGAUGAGUGUUCUUACAUAGUGCUUCUUAAUGAUGUUUAUGAAAGAGCACUUCAUGAAGUUACUGGGAAUUUUAAUUAUCUGUUACAUUUGAGAUGUGUUAUUCCAAGAAGUGGCAAAACUAUGGAUGUGAACACUGAAGUUGUUUUUGAAAUGUUCAAGAGGCAUGAAAAUGAGCUGUUUUUGGAUUGGAUGAAGAACUUUUGGAAAUGGUUCCAAAGCUAGUGCUUGCUGUGCUGUUCCUGUAUCCCAUCACGCCACAGACUGAAGAAGCAAGAAUAAAAAAAGACAGCUUGAUCAAGGAUCCUAGUGCUGGAGUAUACUUUAUGAAACAAACUGUCGGAAAUGCCUGUGGAACAAUUGAGCUUCUUCAUGCCAUUGGGAAUAUUAGUUCAGAGAUAAAUCUUGUUGAGGGCUCAUACCUGGACAAGUUCUUUAAAACUACGGCAAACAUGAACCCAGAGGAACAUGCGGCAUUCCUUGAAAAUGAUAGAGAAAUGGAAGUUGCUCAUUCUGUGGCAGCUACUGGUGGUGACACAGAGGCUAGAGAUAACGUGAACACCCACUUUAUUUGUUUCACAUGCGUGAAUGGACAACUUUAUGGGCUUGAUGGAAGGAGGUCUGGACCAGUUGCACAUGAUUCUUCCUCUUCAAGCAGCUUGUUGCAUGAUGCAGCUAAAGUUAUUCGGAAGAUGAUUGAGAAAAACCCAGAUUCACUCAACUUCAACGUGAUGGCCAUUUCAAAAAGGGUUUGAGGAGAAUAGACGAUGCAACAUGAACAUCCAUUGCUGCCAUUGAGGAGUUGAACCACUUGGCUAGGACUGUUAUUUUGCGCUAGUCAUUACAUGUAAUGACAGAAUCAGUUUUACUGGAAUUAUUAAGCCCUGG